AUGGGCCAACAGAGACAGGAUGAGGACGGCCUAGUAGGUUUGCAGAGUGGUGGAACCAGUAUGCUUCGAAUGAAUGCCUCCCCCAGAGCGAUUCGGAACGGUCAUCAACUUAUCGGGGAUUGGCUUGUGUUUGUGCUUGGGGGAUCAGUUGUUGUGAGAUCAAUGGUCCCACCCUUUAUGGCAUCGCAUACGCGAGUGGUUGCAUUCCCAUCAAAGCUUACUGCUAUCGCGUCCCAUGGGACACACUUAGUGUUCGGAGCUAGUGAUGGAUCCAUCGGGGUCUGUUGUUUGCAUGUCACAGAAGGCAGUGCCAUGCUUCACCUUGCUAUGGCACCUGUUGUUGUUACAUCCAGUACCAUCACUUCCAUUUCGUGUCAGGUCAGCGCUGUCCACAGCAUCAUUGUCGUAACUAUCACAGAUCUUACAGGCUGCUUGGUGCUACUCAUCAGUACGCAAUCUUACUCUAUCACAUAUCGGUAUGGAGGGUCGAAUCGGGAAGGCCAGAUUGGUCUUCCAUGGCCACAGAUAGCAGAAUCCUGCGUAGUUUCAAUAUUAGAUAAUAGCUCCCAUACAAGUACUGUUCUGUUUGCCUUUGGAACCAUUACUGGUGCUCUCUACACGUAUGUUUUUGAUCUUGCCAAUCGAGUCAUUACCCCCAUUCAGACUGCUGCAAUAAACGCGAGCCUUGGUGCUGAGGCGCGCUGUGCCGUCACAAGCUUAUCGGCCCUCCCCGCAGACACCUCCUCAGAAUUUCUGAGUGAUGCUCUCUCCUCGCAUGGAACGGGCUUCCUUCUUCUAGUAACGCUUCUCUACUCAAAGCCUCGUUUACUCUUUGUUGACGUACAGCUCUUGACCAUUUAUUCAUUAACAACUUUACCAUUGCACAGUGGCCAAAUGAUGAGCUCUAUUAUACUAUCACCUACGUUGUUGUGCACAAGUGGAAGCGAUCGCAUCAUCAAUAUGUACACAAUAACCAAAAGCGAUGGCCACAUAGACGCGACGCACCUUCAGGUACUUGGAACGAUAGAAACAGAAAUCGGUCGGGGAUUCGUUUCGAUUGCGGGCACGACAGAGUAUAUCGUUGGGAUAACUGGGGACGGCGCCUUGGUGGCCUACUCUCGAUGCAAUGAUGUACAGGAGUGCAGGUUUGUUCGGUAUAACAUUCCAGAAAGUCACACAGGAAGAAUUAGUCGGAUACAGAGCCUAUUUAUGACUGAUUCCGCAGGCUCUAUAGCAUCUUUGAACAAUACCCUUGUGUUAUCAGCGUCUUCUUCUGAUUUCCGCGUCCUGGUCUCCUUUGAAACACUCCCCCUUUGUUGGUGUGUCAUUCAUGGCUGCUCAAUCUUUGACAUCCUGGCUCUAGAGCCUCGCAAUCAACAGAGCUUCGCAAUGGUUGGAGACGAGAACGUCCUCCGUAUCAUUACUGUGCCCGGAUGGCUCCGAGGUCCCUUCGAAAGUGAGAGCGGAUCUACGAAGUCCAAUACAGACAAUGUAUUUGUGACAAAUCCCAUAGCAGGGAUGCCAGCACAACUUUCGCUCACUGUUUCACCACUCUGGACAGAGAGAGAAGUAGCGACAAGUUCCUUUGUGCGACCUCCAGUCUUUGCUCUCGACGACCUGAGAAGGUUUUCCCAUUUUCUGGAUCUUGCAGAAGGAUACAACACCUCGUCAGAGGAUAGACUUCUCCAUGGAACAACGCAGUUCCCUGAAAUUGCAGAGUGCUGCAACUUUCCUGGGAGUAACUGCAUGGGGCUGUGCCAGAGUCCAGAUGGCGCCUAUCUUGUGACAUUAUCUAUUGCUGGGCGUGUUACAGAGGAUACCAUGGUGCUCUGGGAAGUUUAUAAGCCAUCUUACGAUAAGUCACAUAGAGCAGGAACGCAAUUUCUGUUUAGAAAGAUAUAUUCUGCCAAACCAAUCUACGGUGAAAGCUAUGUUGAAGCUGUGUUUCUAGAUGUCACUCCUGCUAAACGCCCAGGCUGCCUUGGGUGUACAUGCGUAACCGUCGCCGCCAUAACAGAACAAGGGACAGUAUCAGUAUAUAAUAUAGAUGUAGGGACUGGAACCCACGACGUCGUCCAUUUGCAGCCAUUCAAAUCAGCAAAUAGUGCCAGGGAUGAAUGUGAAUUCACAGAUUACAUAGAGGCAUGGGAGCUAGGCAUCCAACCACGUAUCUGCGCCGGUAGCAAGUGGGUAUUUAUCUCCUAUAAGAAUACAUGCUAUAGAUACAGUGUGAAUGUCUGUGAUGUACGCCAGGGAGGUAUCAGACGUCUGGAGCUGAAUGACCCUGUCAGCAUUUCUAUCGAUCCACUCGUUGGAAACGUGUUAGCAAUGCUGUAUGACGAAGUACACAGCACUCUUUUUAUUGGAACACAAUCGGGCGCAAUCUUCUUGGCUAAGGAUGAGGGUUUAGGUUCUAUGGUCAGCUUGACAACUAGUGUUGGUGAGGUGACCGCACUCUGCAUUCUGCCGGUAUCUCCGGCGCCAAUUCUUGUUGCAGGCGACAGUGAAGGGUGCUUGUAUUUCUUGAAUAUCUCACAGAUUAUUUCUAAAAACGAUAAAUAA
Giardia duodenalis is the source of this 2562-nucleotide messenger RNA. RefSeq lists its product as uncharacterized. The transcript has a single exon. The coding region runs from base 1 to 2562 and encodes 853 amino acids. NCBI's taxonomy places the organism in Eukaryota, Fornicata, Diplomonadida, Hexamitidae. Gene Ontology annotation, molecular function: protein binding. The record is from RefSeq and is a predicted model, not a curated record.